This is a messenger RNA of Acanthosepion pharaonis, 486 nucleotides long. NCBI's taxonomy places the organism in Eukaryota, Metazoa, Mollusca, Cephalopoda, Sepiida, Sepiidae. The record is from the annotation of a GenBank genome assembly.
AUGCAGCAACGCAAGCAAGCCGCAGCAGCAACGGUAGCAGACAGUUCAGCAACAAAAGCAGGCGGGGAAGAAGUCCAACCUGAACAAGUGAUGGAGGAGUUGCCUCAGCUGGAUCUCUAUAUGGAGGCGAUCAGUAAAGUCAGUCAGUCUAUCUAUCUAUCUAUCUAUCUAUCUAUCUAUCUAUCUCAUCAUACAUACCGAUUUCUCUUAGCUUUGCCAUAUGCUAUCUAUCUUACUUUGAUUAUUUCUAUUUAUAUAUCAAUCUUCAAAAAACUUCAUUCUCAUGUGUCUUUGACUUCUCAUAUUCUUUAUCUAUCUAUAAAUAUUCAGUUUCUUUAUUAUCUUUCUGUUAUUUAUUCUGUUUCCUUAUUAGCUGAUAUCUAUUAUUUUUAUAUCUAUCUAAAAUCUAUGGACGAUAUUUCAAUGCCUAUAAAUGAAGUGCUUUCUUUGUAUAGGUUGAUGUCUUUUUUUCUGCAUCUUUAUUAG